AUGAAUGAAGUAAUCUCUGAAUCACUUCGACGUAAAAUAUUUGUUAUAUUUAAUUCGCUAAGUCGAAUCAGUCCGAUAAAAUCGCAAGUGAAAAACCUUAUUGUCUUACUUUGCGCCAUUGGCUGCGCAUGUGCCACCGUUUCGGACCAAGAAGCCAAUAUUGUUCGUAGUAAUUUUGAUCACGAUGCUGAAGGUGGUUACCAGUUUGCAUAUGAGACAGACAAUGGUAUAACAGCGCAAGCCGAUGGAAAAAUAACAGUUUUAAGCGAGAAUUCGACUGCUCAUCAAGUGCAGGGAUCAGUCUCGUACGUGUCACCCGAGGGUAAAACAAUUGAGAUUACCUACGUAGCUGACGAAAACGGAUACCGGCCUGAGAGUGAUUCUCUUCCAACUCCACCGGCGCCGAUGCCCAUUCCGGACUACAUUGCUCGCGCUAUUGAAUACAUUGCUGCCCAUCCUUACAAAGAGGAGACAGAGGUAAACGAAGAGAAGAAAGUUGCCAAGGUAAACGAAGAGAAGAAAGUUGUCAAGGUCAACGAAGAGAAGAAAGUUGCCAAUAAAUUCCUAGUCGUCAUUGCCGCGGCCUUCGCCCUGGUCAGCGCUGAUGUUUCCCACAUCGUAAGAAAUGAUGAAUCUCAAGCCCCCAUUAUCAGGUUCGAAUCCGAUAGCAGCCCUGAAGGAUCUUUCCAAUACUCCUACGAAACCGGCAAUGGCAUCUCCGCCCAGGCUCAGGGUACCGUGUUUAACCCCAACACUGACGCUGCUUCUCUUGAGAUUAAGGGUGCCGCCCGUUACACCUCGCCUGAAGGAGAACCUGUUGAACUGACCUACGUUGCCAACGAGAAAGGUUUCCAACCCUCGGGCAGCCACAUCCCCCAGCCCCAGCCAAUCCCUGAGCUCAUCCUUCGCAGCUUGGAGUACAUCGCAGCCCACCCCCCACCACCAGCGCCAGCAGAGUACGCCAGGAAGCCCCUCAACUAA
Parnassius mnemosyne (clouded apollo) is the source of this 981-nucleotide messenger RNA. The record is from the annotation of a GenBank genome assembly. Lineage: Eukaryota; Metazoa; Arthropoda; Insecta; Lepidoptera; Papilionidae.